Phytophthora sojae is the source of this 1056-nucleotide messenger RNA. RefSeq lists its product as hypothetical. The record is from RefSeq and is a predicted model, not a curated record. Lineage: Eukaryota; Oomycota; Peronosporomycetes; Peronosporales; Peronosporaceae. The coding region runs from base 1 to 1056 and encodes 351 amino acids. The transcript has 2 exons.
AUGAUCAUGAAGGGCGACGUGAAAGGAGCGUUCCGCCACCUAAUGCUGGCUAGCGGCCAUGUUCGCUGGAUGGCGGCCACAAUCCCUGAACUUGGUGUACUGAUCGUGGAUAUGUCCGCUCCAGUCGGGUGGACAAGUUCUCCCGCCUUUUAUGGCGCAUUUGGUGGUGCCAUCACGUGGUUAGUUACGAUUCUCGGUCCCGGAGCAAUCAACGAAGACAACUUUAGCUCGUGGGAAUCAAGCCUUCAAGUGUUGGGACUGGUGUUUGACAUCGCUGCACGGACGGUGUCAAUGCCUCGCGAAAAAAUCGCUAAAGCCCUUGUUCGGGUUCAAUCAUUAGCAAUUCAGCAACACAUCACUCGAACCCAGCUGCAGCAACUCCUAGGAAGUCUACGCCAUGUUUGUUCGUGUCUCCGCGCCGCAAAACCAUUCUACCAACGACUACAUGCCGCGAGUAUUCGAGCGCCACGCUAUGGAAGAAUAGCUGUCGAGAAUUCGAUGGUCUGUGAUCUGCAGUGGUUUACCAUGAUCCUAACUCAUGGCCGGCUUCAACAGCUACCCCUAGCAAGGUUUACGGAUCAACAACCCAUCGAUGUUCAUCUUUACAUGGACGCCAGCAACAGUGGCCUGGCCGUCUUCAAUCCCGCCACGCAGCAAUACAUCCAAGUGCGAUUUGAUGAAGAAGAACAAGCACGCAUUCACGCAGCAUCAGGCUCGGAUGGAUUUAACAUAAAUGUCCGGGAGCAUCUAUGUGUGGCCUUAGCGGCGUGGAUAUUUGGACCUGAGUGGGCGUCAACCCCAGCUAAACCCAUGAUCUUUGUCAGAGCAUGGUCUGAUAACACUUCGGCUGUGGCAUGGACAAACCGGCUAUCGAGCUCCAAUCCACUGGCGCAAGUGCUUAACCGAGCGAUCGGACUGGCGGAGGCGAUAUUUGGCUUUCGUAUUUCGUGUGGGCAUCUUCCUGGGGCGAUAAACACAAUGGCGGAUGCCGGAUCUCGAGCGUGGACAUCACCAUUUAGUGACACCUGGUCUAACUUAUCGUCUGCGUGGUCUUAG